Telopea speciosissima is the source of this 978-nucleotide messenger RNA. RefSeq names its product V-type proton ATPase subunit c''1. The record is from RefSeq and is a predicted model, not a curated record. Gene Ontology annotation, cellular component: proton-transporting V-type ATPase, V0 domain. Gene Ontology annotation, molecular function: proton-transporting ATPase activity, rotational mechanism. The transcript has 4 exons. Bases 88 to 621 code for a protein of 177 amino acids. Gene Ontology annotation, biological process: proton transmembrane transport. NCBI's taxonomy places the organism in Eukaryota, Viridiplantae, Streptophyta, Magnoliopsida, Proteales, Proteaceae.
GAAAAGUGGAAAACUGAGUUGAAGUCCGUCUUGAACAGGAGGAAAGAAGGAUUUUUUUCUCCUUGACGAAUUUUGUCUGGUUCCGUGAUGGCGGGAGCAUCGAGUUCUUGGUCUCGGGCAUUGAUGCAGAUCUCGCCUUACACCUUCGCCGCCGUUGGAAUCGCGAUUGCCAUCGGUGUUUCUGUGCUGGGUGCUGCCUGGGGAAUUUAUAUUACGGGAAGUAGUUUGAUUGGUGCUGCAAUCAAAGCUCCGCGUAUUACUUCGAAGAAUCUCAUUAGUGUAAUCUUCUGUGAGGCUGUUGCUAUAUAUGGUGUUAUUGUGGCAAUCAUCUUACAAACAAAGCUAGAGAGUGUGCCAUCAUCCAUGAUGUAUGAACCAGACGCACUUCGGGCUGGAUAUGCAAUCUUUGCCUCUGGUAUCAUUGUUGGUUUUGCAAACCUAGUGUGCGGAAUCUGCGUAGGAAUAAUUGGUAGCAGCUGUGCAUUGUCUGAUGCCCAAAACUCCUCACUUUUUGUUAAGAUUCUGGUAAUUGAGAUCUUCGGUAGUGCACUUGGGUUGUUUGGAGUGAUUGUAGGAAUAAUCAUGUCGGGUCAAAUUACGUGGCCAACAAAAACUGCUUGAGUGGCCAAUUGUGUUACAAAGAUGGUGCUUACAGAACACGAUUGCUUUUAUUUGUAUCCUGUUGGACUGUGCUGUACCAUGUGCUUGUGGUUGUUCUGUCUUUGAAACAGUAAAUAUACCAGACGGACCUCAGGGAAUUAUCAUUUAUUCUUUUGCAACUGAUUCGAAAUUCAUUUCACUUUAUUUAAGCUUUCUGAAUUCUGGAUUCUCCAGAGAUUGUGUUGAUUUCAAGUACCCAGCUACCCUUGACAUCUUUAUCUAUUGCAACCAACUGCCAUCGUUGUUCUAGUUUUGCUUACGGGUUUUGUGUCAUGCACAAUGUUAAAUUUGGCUUCUCAGUGGAUUGAAAAGCUUCCC